UGCUGAGGCGCGAGGGGAGGAGCCGAGCUGCCGCCGUCGCCGCCGAGGGGAGAGGAGGAUGUCUGCAACUCGGGCCAAGAAAGUGAAGAUGGCCACCAAGUCAUGCCCCGAGUGCGACCAACAGGUUCCUGUUGCAUGUAAAUCAUGUCCCUGUGGUUACAUAUUUAUUAGCAGAAAACUUUUAAAUGCAAGACACUCAGAGAAAUCAUCACCUUCUACAGAAAACAAGCAUGAGGCCAAGAGGAGGCGAACAGAGAGAGUUAGGCGAGAGAAGAUAAAUUCUACAGUAAAUAAGGAUUUAGAAAACAGAAAGAGGUCACGAAGUCACAGCCAUUCAGAUCAUAUCAGACGAGGAAGAGGAAGACCUAAAAGUGCAUCUGCCAAAAAACAUGAGGAAGAAAGAGAAAAACAGGAAAAGGAAAUUGACAUCUAUGCUAACCUCUCUGAUGAAAAGGCUUUCGUGUUUUCAGUUGCCUUGGCAGAAAUAAAUAGAAAAAUUAUCAAUCAAAGACUUAUUCUCUGAUAAAGGUCUGCAAAAUCUGUUGAAACUUUCUUCAGGAUUACAUCACCAAAAUUUCAAACAGUUACGGACUCUCAGGAGCAUUCUGAAUGCAUCAAUAAGGGCCAUUGAUUGCUUUUUCCUCUAUUGAUCCCCUUGUGCCACAUAUUGGAAGCAAAUUCUAGACUUGGACUGUUCUGGAAUUUCCUUGUUUACUAAGGAGCAUUGUCAGUGUUUCGUGUUUGUAUUUACUUUUUCAAAAAGUGCUGGAUGGAUGUUAAGGGUAAGGGGCUCAGGGUGGGGUUGGAGGGAUGAAAAAUAAAGAAAUACUUGUAAUGUUCAGGUUUGCCACCAGAGAUGCAAUAUUUUAAAUACUUUCAAAAAGAGUGACUUUUAAAAACAUUUCAGCUUUUAAGCAUUAACAGAUCACAAUUCCUUUAAUAAAUUUGGCAAUUAAUACAUUAUUGGAUGGAAAAAACUAA
Molecule: messenger RNA, 981 nt
Organism: Echinops telfairi (small Madagascar hedgehog)
Lineage: Eukaryota; Metazoa; Chordata; Mammalia; Afrosoricida; Tenrecidae
Gene: HDIP1
Product: chromosome unknown C16orf87 homolog
Exons: 4
Coding region: 59-523 (154 amino acids)
Source: RefSeq, a predicted model, not a curated record